AUGCGAGAUCAUUCUAAAUUGGGAGAUGGAUCAGAAACGAAGGGCAGUGAUGAGAGUGAAAGCGCAAAGGAGGAAGCUGUGAGCAGUUCUUCAAGGAAGAAAAAUGGGUUUCAUGGUGAAGAAUGUGAUCCAUCUAACAUGUGUACAGAUAAGGAUAAACAGUUUGUCGCUUGUCUUCGAGUUCCUGGUAAUGAUGCGCCUCAUCUCUCACUCUUGAUUCAGAACAAAGGCAAGAGUGCUUUGCUUGUAACUAUAACUGCUCCGGGUUUCGUUCGGUUAGAGAAGAACAAAGUUGAGCUCCUUGAAAACGAAGACACAAAGGUGAAAGUCUCUAUUAAAAAGGGAGGGUCCAACGAUAGCGCAAUCAUACUAGCUUCCGGUAAUGGCCAUUGCAGCCUUGAGUUAAAGGAUUUGGCCAUUGCAGCACAUGAAACAGGAAACGAAGAUACAGUGGUUGUUUCUCGUCCUUCAAUCCUCAGUAUCCGUCCGAGAACACUCAUCGUCGUCGUCAUGAUCUCCUUCCUCGUGCUCUCCCUUGUCGUCAUCCCAGUGAUUAUCCACGUUUACAGGAACAAGGCAAAGGGAAACAGCAAAUACCAGAAGCUGGACAUGGCAUUGCCAGUGUCGAACACGGCUUCGGUGUCAAAAUCUGAUCAACAAACGGGUGAUGGUGAUGACGGAUGGAACAAUAACUGGGGAGAUGAUUGGGACGAUGAAAAUGGCGACGGAGGAGACGAAGAACAGCCGAAUACUCCGGUGUUACCACUCACACCGAGCGUUUCGUCUAGAGGACUCGCUCCUAGACGACUCAGUAAAGAAGGUUGGAAAGAUUAGUUUCACUCACUUGUCUCUUGUGUUUCCACGGAGAAUUUGUAACGCUGAUCCUGAAGGGAUUUUUGGGUAAUGUUUAUUUAUGGAGUAAAAAACUUUGUUACCAAAGUAACAAAAUCAAAACGCUUUUCUUUUUAUACCUUUGGGCCUUUGGUGUUUCUGAGUAUGAGCUUCUUGUUUAUCGGCCUAAUUUGUUUUCAUAAUUCUGUACGUUUGGGCUGUGAAGAUGAUAUCGUGCCUUUCAUAUUCUCAGUUUCGUCUAUGUUUAAAUACAAUAUUUAAC
Messenger RNA from Thlaspi arvense, 1114 nucleotides. The record is from the annotation of a GenBank genome assembly. Lineage: Eukaryota; Viridiplantae; Streptophyta; Magnoliopsida; Brassicales; Brassicaceae.